AUGAUUUCAAAUAUAUUUUUUUCAAACAAAAAUAAUUGGUCAAAUGUCUUGGUAAUUCUUUUGUUGUUUCUAAUAGAGCUAUCCAUUGCAUGUAGUGGUAGUAAACAUUGUGGAAAUCAAAUCAAUAGUUAUUGUGAGUUUUCCAAUUUCAAUAUAUUUCCUGGCAUUGGAUAUGAUAAUCAUCAAGACAAGGUAUUCUUGCUAGGUCGAUUCAACCAAAGCUCUGAGCUAAAGUAUAUUGUCAGCUUGAAUGGAGAUGGAUCAUCCUCAUUAUCUGGAGUGUUUUCAGUGUUGACCGAUAGCUUUUCCAGUACUCACAUUACUCAAGAAAUGUUCUACUAUGAUGAAGAAAUAAAAUUACCAGUUCUAACUGCCAUGAACCGAGGAUUUUACAGCUAUGGUCCAUAUUUCCCAAAGAAUAAUACUUUUCUGCCAUAUUGGACUACUCAAUACUAUCCUUUGGCUGUUUAUUUUGAUGAUAUCGAUUCUUCAACCUAUCUGGUCAACAAUUAUCUACAAAGAAUUGUAAAAAAUAUUACAGUGGAGAUGAUACAAUUCCCAGUAGUUGGAAUCAGACAUAUACAAUCAAUGAAGAGAGUCGAUAAAUCUUGUGUGGAUUGUACCCAAAUAGAGAAUGUUCUUACCUUGCCAUUUACAACCUUUGCAUUUGAGAGAAGUUCUACACAUUUCUAUUUUGGAGUGACUAUUGGAUACUUUGGCUCACCAUCUGACCAACCAGGUUUAUAUCAAUUGCCAAUCAACGGUCCAAUUUCUAAACUAAGAAAGAUUUUAGAUAAUCCUGUACAGGGUUUAGUAUUCAACAGUGAUAAGAGCUCUUUGUUUGUGUCGACCUACGAUAACCAGGUUUUCAGAAUCAACCAACUCUCUGGAAAUCACCAGGUACUCUCGCUUUACACACAUUCUAGCAACGAAGGAGCUUGUUUAUGUACUUCAAGAUUUUCUGGAAAAGACUGUAAAGAAUGUUUCUCUGACAAUAUUGUCAUGAACAACGGUGUUGCUGCUUGUGUUUUCAAAUCACCAGAUCAAUAUAAACCAUGUUUUGCCGAUAGUCAAUGUGGAAAUUUAUCGAUGUCCUAUUGUGAAGGUUUCUGUAAAUGUAAGAAUGGUUUUGAAGGAGUCGAUUGCUCAGUAUGCACUGGAACAAUUACCUGGGACUAUUCAGUACCUAAAUGUACUCCCAAAAAGAUCGAUCCACCUGUUGAUACAAAUACACAAACCUCUCCUUCCCAACCAUCAAAUUCCACUGCUAUUCCAACAUCACCAGUUGUCCCAAGCAACUCAACGACAUCCGAUCUAAAUACCAAUAAUAAUUUAACCAAUUCAUCACAACCACCAACCUCUACACAAUAA
Heterostelium album PN500 is the source of this 1371-nucleotide messenger RNA. RefSeq lists its product as uncharacterized. The transcript is spliced from 2 exons. NCBI's taxonomy places the organism in Eukaryota, Evosea, Eumycetozoa, Acytosteliales, Acytosteliaceae. The coding region runs from base 1 to 1371 and encodes 456 amino acids. The record is from RefSeq and is a predicted model, not a curated record.